AUGCCCUCCAGCCGUCUUUUUCGGCUCCACUCUUCUAGUCGGCUGCUACUAUUUCUCUACCAACUAUCUAUCAUUUCUCAUCCUCUUUUAUCUCUCUAUAUCGCCGCCUACCCCAAGGGUGGCACAGCAUCCCUCCAGCACAAGCCCCGAAACCAGCAAGCACAGGACGAAGGCGCAGUCAUGGCCUCUCUCGAGGAGCUUAGCAAAGCGUCCAUCGAUGCCAAUCCCGUCGGAGCUCUCAUGCCCCUCUUCUUCGCGUACACUCUCCCCUCCAUGCUCAGCAAGCGCAGGUAUCAUCGUGCGUACCUUGCUUUGAUCCUUUGGAUCGCGGUCCUCUGGCUGAUACCAUACGCCCAGUACUUCUCGUCCUUCUCUGCUGCCGUGGUCACCUUCUACACCUGGGCCUGGAUGAUGGACAUGUUCACCUACAAGUACAGAUCUUACGCGCAGUUCAUCGACCAACGUUGGUGGGCUUGGUAUCCCAUGAUCUGCAGUUGCUGCAAGAUUCCCGUCCAGGUGUUCUAUGGAGAGAGAGCAUGGAGGAUCAACAACUGCAAUCCGUUCAUCCUGAUCUCUAUCGGUAUCUGCCUGCACGUCUCUUCAUCCCCCUUUCCCGAGCUGUUAUCGACCGUCGGCUCUUUCGUCUGGUCUGUCAUGACCCAUACCUCAGAAUAUACUGAUGUCACCAAUCAGCUGGCGUUGAUGUUCUUCCACCUCUGGCCGACAGCCUGCGUAGUCGCCGACUUUAUCACAACCUCCUCCCUCCUCUACGGCCUUCACAAGUCCCGAAACGGCUGGCAAGAUACUGAUCGGUUGAUCUUGCGUCUUAUGCGGUACGUUCACCCCUACUUUGGUGGUAUGAUGACCGCUUGGGUUGAGGUGGAGGUCGGGAGAUGGGGGUGGGCUGAGCUGAUGGCUGGAUUGUAG
Messenger RNA from Cryptococcus amylolentus CBS 6039, 927 nucleotides. RefSeq lists its product as hypothetical. The transcript is spliced from 7 exons. Lineage: Eukaryota; Fungi; Basidiomycota; Tremellomycetes; Tremellales; Cryptococcaceae. The coding region runs from base 1 to 927 and encodes 308 amino acids. The record is from RefSeq and is a predicted model, not a curated record.